UACGUCAAGAUUAAUCAGUCUGAUUUGUAAUAGCAUAGUAUAAAGUUGCGAGUCAUCAAUCAAUCUUAAAUUUUGUAUUUAAAUAAUUUUUUUAAUUCAUAAAUAUGGAAAAGAAAGGUAGUUUUAUUCGUGUUAUAGAAGAUGAAGCACAUUUUCGAUCAGAAAUUCAAGGUGCUGGAACAAAAUUAGUAGUUGUCGACUUUACAGCAACUUGGUGUGGACCAUGCCAAAGAAUAGCACCAAUUUUUGAGCAAUUAUCAACCAAAUAUCCACGAGCUGUUUUUUUGAAAGUAGAUGUUGAUAGAUGUCAAGAAACUGCCGCAAAUGAAGGAGUUUCAGCUAUGCCUACUUUUAUUUUUUAUAGAAAUAAGACAAAGGUAGAUCGAUUACAAGGCGCUGAUCCAACUGGCUUGGAGAACAAAGUAAGAUUAUUUUAUGGCGCUGAUGAAGGAGACACUGGUGAAUCGGGCGAAUCUGGCGUUGCUGGUCAUAUGGAUCUUGGAGUUUUUCUUGAUAAAAGACAGUGUGAAUGUUUAAAUGAGAGUGAUGAUCAUCAAUUCGAUGGCGCAUUAACAUCUGACGAUAAAUUUUUGGAAUCAGAUUGUGAUGAACAGCUGAUAUUGUCGAUAACGUUUAAUCAAACGGUUAAAAUACAUAGUAUAGUUAUAAAGGGACCAGUUUCUAAUGGUCCUAAGAAUGUGAAGAUUUUUAUGAAUCAACCUCGUACUUUAGAUUUUGAUCUUGCAAAUUCUUACACAUCAGUUCAAAAUUUGGAAAUCACACCAGAAGAUUUAGAACAAGGGAAUCCAAUUAACUUACGUUAUGUUAAAUUUCAAAAUGUACAAAAUUUACAAUUAUUUUUUAUGGAUAACCAAACUGGUGCAGCAACUACUCGUAUUGAUACUAUUAAAUUUAUCGGAUCUCCUGUUACAACAACAAAUAUGUCCGAUUUUAAACGUGUGGCUGGCAAAAUUGGAGAAAGUCAUUAACAUUGAAGAGCGAUUUUUAAAACGAUUGAAAUAUUGAAAUAAAUACACAUUUAUUAUAAAUAAUAUUUAUAAUAAAUAACAAAGCAUUUUAAAAUAUUAUAUUUAAAAAGUGAUUCCAUUAAAUUUGGUAACAUUGUUACGUAACUAAAAAAAAAAUUUGAUAUAUUAUUUAAGAAAAUCUAACAUUAUAACAUCUUAUUACAAAUUUGUCAAUAGCUUAAGUAGCUAAAUAAAUACAUUUCAAACAUC
Chrysoperla carnea is the source of this 1238-nucleotide messenger RNA. It is a transcript of the gene Txl, whose product is annotated as thioredoxin-like protein 1. NCBI's taxonomy places the organism in Eukaryota, Metazoa, Arthropoda, Insecta, Neuroptera, Chrysopidae. Bases 105 to 989 code for a protein of 294 amino acids. The record is from RefSeq and is a predicted model, not a curated record. The transcript is spliced from 6 exons.